Messenger RNA from Coregonus sp. 'balchen', 1967 nucleotides. The record is from the annotation of a GenBank genome assembly. Lineage: Eukaryota; Metazoa; Chordata; Actinopteri; Salmoniformes; Salmonidae.
CAGCAACAGAUAGCCGAAGAGCUACAAAGCGAUACAGAACGCAGUCAUCUGGACAAAAAGGAAAUUUCGAAUUAUUUAUUGACACCUUUUUUCCUCAAACGACCACCUGCACAUUUUCAAGGAUAAUUGACGACCCCGUGCAUCAGAGGGGAAAGGACACAUCAUUUGCAUUUGCUUUGUUGUUUUUUAAUCUACCUACACUUACCUGGAUUGACAGACUUGAAAUCAAUCUCACAAUCAUGCUAAACAACAUGGAUUUGAACUCUAAAGAUUCCUUCUACCCUCAGUUUGAGAAUUGUAACGGUUCUUCCCUGGGGAUUGAAAAUAGCUCUCGGAAAGAUACCCAGGAGGUGUUUUCGGACGCAGAGAGAGGAGCACCUGCCCAUUUUACCCAUGGUAAGUUCGCAGUAGCCUGUUGCUGCAUUGCAUAAUAUGAUAAAUAAAUAUGCAUGCAUUGAUAGUCUGAAUAAGAUUGUUUGUGGUUGCACAUUGUGAUUUAUUAAAAACAUCGCAUGGAUUUAAUUUGGCCCAUUUGCAGCCGUGCAUGUUACGCAUGUAUGUUUAUUGAUUACAUAACGACUUUAAUUUAUGUGCAUUUAUCAGUCUACAAUAAACAUUUGUAAUGACAAACUUUCCCUCUUUCUUUUUCAGAGGGAGCACCUGUAACCCUGAAAACCGAGGCUUCUAACUCAGAUUUCGCCUUUAAUCCCUGCGAGGGGCCCAAAGGCACCUACUCCUCCUCCCUCGCCUACUCAGGCAGCUUCUAUGUCGAGGCGACUCAGGGGGGCCCGUGCAGCACGGAGACAUUGCUCAACAUGAUCACAGAAAUUGUCGGUAUUUCUACGUUACCGAUCUCCGAAGUUCAACUGAGCACCAUGGACAGCAGCAGCUUCGGCGACGCGGGCGUCCAGAGGCAAUCCUCCACCUGCAGCGCCACCCCGCCCCUGUACUCGCAGGGGCAGACAUGCCCCAGCUACCCUGACGGUCAGUCCGGCGGUCAAGCUCAAGAUUCAGCCUCUCCCCAGGUGAGCUUCGGCUCCCCUGCUCAAGUCCGAAACCAGAACAGCACCACCGAGCCGCAGUCAGAAGCUGCGUCUUUUCCAGUGGUGGUCAAGAAUGAGUUCGAAAGCAGCUGUUACGAAUGGGGUACGUUCAAUAAAUCGGACGCCUAUUUGGGAACGGGCUUCCAAUCAUCAGAAACGUUCCCGAUGUCCAGUGACUUCCCGUCUGACCAACAAGUGGAUGUAAAGGAACUUUUGGACUCAUUUUCCCCAAUGUGUCCUAACCCAGAGAUGGAGUUCAAAGUUGAAGGCGGAAUCAAGCAGGAGCAGUGCUAUUCUGACACCUGCUCUCAGAGUUUCUGCAGUUCUCUUUACUCCAACUACCCAGUGCCAGUCAUGGACCUCUCAACCAACAACCUCCUCAAGCCAGCUAUGUUUCCCAACAUUGAACUUCCGCCAUUAUCUAAUCAGUGCGAUUCGACUUGCCAGCUUACCUCACCAGCUUUACCCAGUACUAUAGACUCAAUUCUUUACUCCUCCUUAUUGCCAGACUCCUUUGCCCAAAGUUACACGCCGCGCGCGCAAAAGGCACCGCGUGUCAGGAAAAGCCCCGCCGCCUCCACCGGGCCUGCCAAAGAGAAACCCUUCACCUGCCCCAUGGAGAACUGCGACCGGCGCUUCUCCCGCUCGGAUGAACUCAACAGGCACAUCCGCAUCCACACCGGACACAAACCCUUUCAGUGCCGCAUCUGUCUGCGCAGUUUCAGCCGUAGCGACCACCUCACCACCCAUACCCGGACUCACACCGGAGAGAAGCCGUUCUCCUGCGACGUAUGCGGAAAAAGGUUCGCCCGGAGCGACGAGAGGAAAAGGCACGGUCGCGUGCACCUGAAACAGAAAGAGAAGAUGGAGCUGAAGCCACAAGUGACCAGCGCGUGGCCAUUUACUCUUCCCGAGGGAAUUUGA